AUGCUCCCGCAUAUGUUCUGGGGCAUUAGCGACGUUGCCCAGUACAUCGACGUCCUCUUUGCCGGGAACAUUUAUUCAGGCAACGACAACUAUAUGUACUGGAGCGGAAUUGUCCCCAAUUCUUAUGUAACCAUAUCGCAGUAUCCUCCGAGCGCCGCGUCUCGGUGGGUUCUCAACUCGUUCCUCCCUGAUGUCAGAGGAACCGAGUCGUUUGUCAUUGUCUUCGCCCUGGGGACCUUCCUCAUCCUCCUCCUCGUCACAAUCAGCCUCCACUGCUGCGAGCUGAAGCGCGACAAGCAGCUAGAAAGACAGUACUCCCACAGUCUCUACCGAUCAGAGCUUUAG
Messenger RNA from Giardia duodenalis, 345 nucleotides. RefSeq lists its product as uncharacterized. The transcript has a single exon. Bases 1 to 345 code for a protein of 114 amino acids. Gene Ontology annotation, cellular component: plasma membrane. The record is from RefSeq and is a predicted model, not a curated record. NCBI's taxonomy places the organism in Eukaryota, Fornicata, Diplomonadida, Hexamitidae.